Bacidia gigantensis is the source of this 1968-nucleotide messenger RNA. RefSeq lists its product as uncharacterized. Gene Ontology annotation, biological process: intracellular protein transport; vesicle-mediated transport. The record is from RefSeq and is a predicted model, not a curated record. Gene Ontology annotation, cellular component: fungal-type vacuole; CORVET complex. The transcript has 4 exons. Lineage: Eukaryota; Fungi; Ascomycota; Lecanoromycetes; Lecanorales; Ramalinaceae. The coding region runs from base 1 to 1968 and encodes 655 amino acids.
AUGGCGCCUCACCUAGGCGUAGACACAGCUCAGAUCAAGGACAAAGCUCGGAGGGAGCUUCUAGACCUGCUUGAAGGAGUCCGAGGCAGAAAGAAUCUGGUCAUUGAGAAAUCGCUAGCGGAUACAAUUGGUGUCUUCGUCAGGUUCUCUACUCUCCAGGAUCAUGGUGUAGACAAGCUGUUUCUACUCGAGAACAAGAAUGUAGAUACGUCCCAAAAGAAUGUCAUUUUCUUGGCAAGUGGAGAGAAGGCAGCAAAUGUCAUAGCAAUUGCAGAGCAGAUCCAGCGACUCCAGAAGGCUAGCAGUACUCAGCAUGAGUUUUCUAUCAUCUGGGUGCCUCGACGUACCCUUGUCGGCGACAAAAUACUUGAAGAGUCUGGUGUUUUGGGUGAGCUGAACGUAGAGGUCUUGGAUUUGCAUUUCGUUCCAUUGGAAGGAGAUCUACUUUCGCUUUGCUUCAACGACGCCUUCAAUGAUAUCUAUCUGUACAAAGACCCAACGUCCAUAUUUUUAGCAGCCCGAGCACUAAUGGGGCUGCAAAAUACCUAUGGCCUUUUCCCAAGGAUUAUUGGCAAAGGCGAUAAUGCAAAUCGACUUAUGGAGCUUCUGUUCAGAAUGCGUAAAGAAGCAGCCGCUGAAGACAAUGCAGCCAGCUUUGGACCUAUGCCCAGUGCGCAUACUGAAAGCUUGAUAAUCAUCGACCGCGAGGUCGACCUUGCUACUCCGCUACUUACGCAGCUCACUUAUGAGGGCCUAAUCGACGAAAUGUUUGGUAUCGAGGAUAAUCAAGCCGAGAUUGACACCUCGAUCAUUGGACAAACACCGAGUGCUCCACAGCAGAGCAAGACAAAUCCACCGGGUCAACAGAGUCUCAAGCGGAAGAUCCUACUUGACUCUUCUGACAAAUUAUAUGACCAACUUCGAGACACUAAUUUCGCGAUUGUAGACAGCCUCCUCAAUAAGGUUGCUCGUCGUCUGCAGAGCGACAUGCAAAGCCGACACGAAGCAAAGAGCACAUCCGAACUUCGUGAAUUCGUGACUAAACUUCCUGGCUACCAAGCCGAACAACAAAACCUGAAAACGCACAUUGCUCUUACGGAAGACAUACUAAAGCACACACAGUCACCAAUCUUCAGACAAUGCCUCGAAUUCCAACAAAACCUAGCGGACGGGACAGACCCAUCUUCGCAACAUGAAACACUAGAAGAGCUCAUCGCACGAGACGUUCCUCUGCCCACCAUCCUCCGUCUACUCUGCCUCGAGUCCUGCAUAUCGGGCGGUCUCCGACAAAAGGACCUCGAGCACUUCAAGCGCCUCGUCAUGCAAGCGUACGGCUACCAGCACCUCCUCACACUUUCCGCUCUGGAAAAGAUCGGCCUACUUCAAAUGCGAGCCUCAGCCAGUGUCCUAUUCAACCCACUCGGCGCAACCACAGGCACGGCCGAGAACUCCAAGACCAAUUACAAUUAUCUACGCAAAGUUCUGCGCCUCUUUUCAGACGAGGUGAACGAGCAGAACCCAAAUGAUAUCUCUUACGUCUAUUCCGGCUACGCUCCAUUGUCUGUAAGGCUUGUGCAAGCUGUGUUGCAGAAACAGCACCUCCUUGCCAUCACGAAAGGCCCGCAAGCGGCUUCUAUUGAGGGUGCAGCGGGCAGCACCUCGUAUGGCUGGCAAGGCUUUGAAUCUGCGUUGGGUAAUGUGAAAGGUGCGACGUUCUCAAAGGUCCAGAAGGGAGAGGAAGCAGCUACUAAGGCCAGACAUAUGCUUCAAGGAAGCGCAGCAGCGAAGGGAAAGACUGUUGUGGUGAUGUUUCUGGGUGGGAUCACAUUCACUGAGAUUGCGGCACUAAGGUUCUUAGCAAAGCAAGAGGAAGGCAAGAGAAACUUACUAAUUUGUACUACUGGGGUGAUAAGUGGGAAUAGUAUAAUGAAUUCCGUGAUUGAGAAGGAGGAUUUUUCGAAGACAUGA